CCCGGGCUCUGUGCAGUGAGGCUGGUGGGCGGACCGACCGACGGACACGCGGAGACGCUGGACCCCGGCCCCCGCCAGCGCCGCGGUAGCCUGCCCUGCCCCGCCUGUGCAGCCACCUCUCGCCGGGUGCCCGCCGUGCCCGGCCCCAGGUCUCCAAGCUGCUCGGCGCCCCGGGUUCGCCAUGCGCCCCGCCGCGGUCCUGGCACUUCUGCUCUGCGCCGGGCAAGUCUUUGCCCUCCCUGUGAACAGCCCAAUGAGUAAAAGGGACACGGAGGUGAUGAAGUGCGUCGUUGAGGUCAUCUCUGACACACUCUCCAAGCCCAGCCCCAUGCCUGUGAGCCAGGAGUGUUUUGAGACACUCCGAGGAGAUGAACGGAUUCUCUCAAUCCUGCGACAUCAGAAUUUGCUGAAAGAGCUCCAAGACCUUGCUCUCCAAGGUGCCAAGGAGAGGGCACAUCAGCAGAAGAAACACAGCAGCUUUGAGGAUGAACUGUCAGAGGUUCUUGAGAAGCAGAAUGACCAGGCAGAGCUGAAGGAGACAGAAGAGAUGCCCUCCAAGGAUGCCGCGGAGAAAAGGGGAGAUUCUAACGAGGUGGAGAAGAAGGGUCACGACACGGAUAGAACCGGGCCCCUGGCCUCCCCAGAGCCUGGGCAGGGGUCCAGGGAGGAGGAGGACAACCAGGUCCCAGGGGAGGAGGAGGCUGCCAACACCCACCCCCUAGCCAGCCUCCCUAGCCAGAAACACCCAGGCCCUCAGGCCGAGCAGGACUGUGAGGGUCCCUCCCAGGGCUUGGCGGACAGAGAGAAGGGGCAGGGUUCAGAGCAAGGGCAGCAGGCAAGGAGAGGAGAGGCGGAGGAGGAAGAGGGGGAGGAGGAGGAGAAGAAGGACGCAGAGGCUGGAGAGAAGGUCAUCUCUAAAGAAGAAGGCCCGACUGCUGCAUUUAAGCCCCACCCGAGCCUCGGCUACAAGGAGGUCCAGAGGGGUGAGGGUUGGUCCAAGGCUCUGGCUGUGGAUGGAGCCAGGAAGACUGAGGCCGAGGAAGCUCAGUCCCCCAAGGGGAAGGGGCAACGGGAGCGGCCCCGGCAGGAGGCAGCGGCGGAGGCGGAGGCGAUGGCAGGGCCCCCGAUGGCAGGGCCCCCUCGAGGCGCCCUCCGGGGCGGGGAGAGCGGGGAGCAGCAGGAGGAGCGGCGCUCUGAGGAGUGGGAGGAUGCCAAGCGAUGGAGCAAAAUGGACCAGCUGGCCAAAGAGCUGACGGCCGAGAAGCGGCUGGAGGGGGAGGAUGAGGAGGAUGGCCCCGACCACUCCAUGAAGCGACCCUUCCCGGCCCGGGGCUACGGCUUCAGAGGUCCGGGGCUGCAGAUGCGAGGCUGGCGGCCGCCCUCCCAGGAGGACUCCGUGGAGCCGGGCCUGCCCCUUCAGGCGCACAGCUACCCGGAGGAGGGCAGCGCCAACCGCAGACCGGAGGACCAGGAGCUGGAGAGCCUGUCAGCCAUCGAGGCGGAGCUGGAGAAGGUGGCCCACCAGCUGCAGGCGCUGCAGCAGGGCUGAGGCGCCGGCUGGCCCCACCCGCCGGGGCCCCAGGCACCCGGGGUCCUGUGUCGUCCCCUUCACAGGUCCUGCCCGCCGACCUGUGCGCUGCUUCCGGUAGGGAGGUGGCGGCCGCCCUGCCCGGCCACCUGCUGCCCCUUGCUCCUCUCC
Messenger RNA from Molossus molossus (Pallas's mastiff bat), 1699 nucleotides. RefSeq names its product chromogranin A (gene CHGA). Lineage: Eukaryota; Metazoa; Chordata; Mammalia; Chiroptera; Molossidae. The record is from RefSeq and is a predicted model, not a curated record. Gene Ontology annotation, biological process: negative regulation of insulin secretion; defense response to bacterium; negative regulation of catecholamine secretion. The coding region runs from base 182 to 1549 and encodes 455 amino acids. Gene Ontology annotation, cellular component: chromaffin granule. The transcript is spliced from 8 exons.